AUGCCGCGCUUGAUGCAUAUGGUUGUCCUGUUGGCGCUCGUGGCUGUGCUGGCCGCCGCCAACGGUGCCACAGCCAGGCCCGCUGUUGGUCGAAGUGAUGAGCAGCGCGCCGUGGCGGCUGUUGUGGAUCGUGCCAGGAAGUCGUCUGGGUAUAAGAACACACAGCCAAUCAUCGGUGUCCUCACACAGCCCUGCACCGACUGCCCCGGCAGGUGCUACAUCGCAGCAAGCCCGUUCCUUGCACCCCCAAUUAGCUACGUCAAGUGGAUCGAGUCUGCGGGCGGCCGCGUGGUGCCAAUCAGGUUCUACGCGUCUGACGCGGAGCUGCACCGCCUGUUCAAGAGCGUCAACGGCCUCGUGUUCGCGGGCGGCCUGACGUGGCUCUGGCUGGACUCACCCUACGUCAUUGCGGCCCGCAAGCUCUUCAACUGGGCGAUCCAGGCCAAUGAGGCUGGGGACGUCUUCCCGAUUCACGGCACCUGCCUGGGCCACCAGCUGCUGCACAUCCUGGCAUCCAACGUGAGCCGCAACGACCUGCUGGUGGAGACAGACGCGGUGACGCAGCCCAGCACACUCAUCUUCACCGACAGCGCGGGCAGCAGCCACACCUUCAGCGGCCUGCCGGCCGACCUACGAAGCAAGCUGGAAGACCCCAAGCUGAACAUCGCGAUGCAGAACCACGAGUACGGCAUUCCCCCGCACCACUACCAGCGCUGGCCGCUCCUGGGGGAGUGGUUCAACGUGCUCACCACCUCCAAGGACCGCAAGGGGCUCGAGUACAUCUCAACGGUUGAGGCCAAGAAGUACCCCUUUACGGGCACCCAGUGGCACCCCGAGAAGCCUACCAGCGAAUUUGGAAUGGACGAGGUGCCCCAUACCCUGGACGCCGUGCGUGUGGGACAGUGGUUUGCCAACAAGUUCGUCGACACUGCCAGGCGCAGCAGCCACAAGCCCGAGAGCCCAGAGCAGGAGUUGGCCGACCUCAUCUACUCCACGGCCCCGGUGUUCAGCGCGCGCUUUGAGACAAUGGCUGAGGACAACUAUGACGGGCCCUACCAGACUUAUUAUUUCGACCAGAAGACCAAGCCCCCGGUGGGACCAGAGGACGACGAGCACGAGGGCGGGGGCCACGACGACCGCAAGCCCACCACCACGCACCGACCUCUGGCCCAGAGGGUGGCCACCUGA
This is a messenger RNA of Monoraphidium neglectum, 1188 nucleotides long. RefSeq names its product gamma-glutamyl hydrolase. The transcript is spliced from 12 exons. The coding region runs from base 1 to 1188 and encodes 395 amino acids. Gene Ontology annotation, cellular component: vacuole. NCBI's taxonomy places the organism in Eukaryota, Viridiplantae, Chlorophyta, Chlorophyceae, Sphaeropleales, Selenastraceae. The record is from RefSeq and is a predicted model, not a curated record. Gene Ontology annotation, molecular function: gamma-glutamyl-peptidase activity. Gene Ontology annotation, biological process: tetrahydrofolylpolyglutamate metabolic process.